Solanum tuberosum (potato) is the source of this 2500-nucleotide messenger RNA. RefSeq lists its product as uncharacterized. The record is from RefSeq and is a predicted model, not a curated record. The transcript is spliced from 3 exons. Lineage: Eukaryota; Viridiplantae; Streptophyta; Magnoliopsida; Solanales; Solanaceae. Bases 219 to 656 code for a protein of 145 amino acids.
ACUCUCCCCAUUUCUUUGCUUCACUACAGGCAUAGCGCUGAAAAAGUCUCAGAGAGAGAAAGCGAGUGAGUGAGAGAGAAGGAGAAAGAGAAAGAGAAAGAGGAGGAAGAGCUUGUUAGGUGUUCUUCAUUUCGGGUUCAUCUCUGCAGAGCAUCCGGGGCAAGGCGAGUGGGGUGUGGAUAUCUUCUCAAAACUCAAGUUUUUUGAUUAACUGAACAAUGGAGGUACUUGGAAAAUCUAUGGUAGCAGUGCCUACAAAUGUUAUAUAUCUGUCAACUAUUCUUGGCCAAGAUGGCCCAAACCCUGUUCACAAGUGUGAUUGGAAAUGUGAAAAUGAACAUGUGUGUGGGAACAUGUUCCGCUGCCGUCUAACUGGGCUGACACACAUUUGUGACAAAAACUGUAACCAGCGAAUUUUGUAUGAUAACCAUAACUCUCUUUGCAGAGUUAGCAGACAGAUUUUCCCUUUAACACAAGUUGAAGUGCAGGCUGUGAAAGGUGUACGGAGGAAGUUUGAUGCUGAUAGUUCCCCUUCUGAUAGCUGCGCCUUUAAGCGCAGAAGGGAUGCACAUUUCCACCCAUCACCAUUUGAGAGAUCUUUCACUGCUGUUAGUCCCAUUUGCAGUCAAGUUGGAGAGGGCAUGGACUUGAACUAGAUAUAAUAAAUUUCCAUGCUUUCGUCUGUUUAAUUUUACUUUCUUUUUGGACUGGAUUAGGAACAAUUUCAUAAUUUCCAUGGCAGACUAGAUUGUCUUGCCAUUUUGUAGGAGGACUUAUAUUCUACAUUCCUAUGGACUGUAGUUCUUUAUAACUGUUUAGGAGUAACAAUAUUAUGUCUGCAAACGCUGAUAUGCGCCUGAGUUGAUGUCACAUGAAGGCUUUAACUAUAUAUAGUGCAGCAUUUUGUAUAACCUCUAUUUGGUUUCUGUCUAGUCACUUUAUACUUAAGUGGUUACAAUUAUACCUUUUUGGGGUUGUCAAACAUCUGUAUUGGCUUGCUGGACUUAUAUGACUCUACUAAUCACUGUGAUCAACUCUGGGAGGUUUAUUGGAAUCCAGUCAGUGGAACUAUAUACUUUGUUUCCUUUCCUACAGGAACUUGCCCUGUCAGAUGAAGAACACACUUUUCAGUGAGCUUUAAAAGCUCACCUACUUUUAUGUCUUUAACUCCCUGUUUCUUUGGCAGGUUUUGGAAGAAAGCACAGUUUUAUUUCAUACUGUUGCACUAGUCUAUUCUUAAUUCAGUUUGUAUUUGCUUUUUGAAUUUGUUCUUGUAAAGUAUCCUAAAAUGGUUUUACUUUUGCAGGAACUCAAAAACAUUUACAGUCAGGAGAGUUGAGAUAUAUAGCUUAUUUUGUUGAUGUUUAAUCAUCUGUCUUAUUCAUUACCAGCAGAAUCAUGAGUUUCUAACUAAGUUUGUUCUUUCUUAUUCAACAGAUCCACGCUCUUCCACGAGUUCUAGACUUCGAACAAAUAGAAUCAGCUAUAAGCCUUGAACUCUUGAACAGGGAUAGGUCUGAGGAAGAAUCUAAUAGCUGCCAAAUCAAUUGGUGUUUUGUAUAUCCACACUGAAGUGUGACUACCCUGCAGUAUAACAUUGUGAGUAAUACAGUCCAAUAUCAUGUCUGAUCAUUUGAAAGCAAGGUCCUUUUCUUGGAGUCAGAAAUCCGGUGUUUACUUCCACCUAGAAGUAUCUGCUUUUUCUGAUAGGGUUACCUGAAGAGGAAUCUUUAGCAGCCAAAUCAAGGGGUGCUGCUAAACCACUUAAAGUUACUAACCUGUUGUUCAAUUUGUUCCUCUGUUAUUGCAGAAGAAAGGAUCCUUUUUUUUUUUGAAAGUACUUGAUGAUGACAGAGAGGUGUCAAGACUUUCUGUGUUCUGAAAAUUAGCGGCUCUUGUCAUUUGUGCCUUGCGGCUGCUCAUUUCGACUUCAUCAGAAAAGCUACACUUGUUGAUGGCGAAUUUUCACAAUGUAUGACAAUGACAAUACAAAGUCAGUUUUCUCACUUUCACAGCUUUGCACUUCCCACUGAAAUGUCAUUCUAGGAGAAUGAGACCACUCGGAGAAGACAUCUUUGUCAAUUGUAUAUUUGGCAAUGGAAGAUCCGUUGCAACAAAGCUCCCUUGAAGGCUUCCUUUUUCACUUGGUUAAUGAGUAAGGAAGCAUGCCAUCACACAACCUAACCUACAAAUAAUCCGUGAAGACUUGCUUGUUUUGGAAUAAUAUCAUACCCCUUACCAGUCUCCAUCGGUUGCUUGCAGUGUAUAGAUUGAAAGAAUACAACAGGAAUUUAUGUAGGCAAAGCAAAAAACUUAGCCUUAAACAUAGAUGCAUUUCUUUAUUAGUUUUUUUGGUGCAAACUCAACAUUGUACAUAAUGUAGAUGCAAUGAAUGAUCGGAUUGGGGAUUUGCAGUCUGUACUUAUCCUUAUAAGACUUGGCUCACUGCAAACUUGCCAUUUAUAAGAAAUUUCCCAAAAGGAGAAUACAUCUUUUUUCA